UCACAGCUUUUUAUAGGAGUCAGACUUGUUAGCAGCUUCCAGUGUUGGAUCAUCCAGCUGAUGGUGUUGAUUAACGUUUACUAUUGUUUGCAAUAUUUUGGUAGGUCUUAAUCAUUAUAAUGGUGGUUUUCUUUCUUUUUGUCAUUCAGCAAAUUUAUUUCCCAGACAGAUUGAAAAUCAUUUGAGAAGAUAAGGCAGCCAGACAAGACCAUGACCUCCACAGCACGCACGGUUGUGACAGCAAAAGAAACUUUCCAAAUUCUGAUGGAGGUCUCAAAACUUCUGAAUACAGGAUUGGAUGAAACUACCCUGGCUAUAUGUGUCCGGCUGUGCGAAAGUGGCGCUAACCCUGAAGCAUUGGCAAAAGUCAUCACAGAACUGCAGAGAGUGAAAAGAGAAGAGACAGGCAAGGGGCAGGGGGAUGGGGGGCAAUGAAUUGACUUUACGUGGAAUAGUAAAAGAUGUCAUGUAGAUGCUCAUUCAGCUUUUUUUCUUUCUUGCUUUUUUCUUGAAGUCAAGUUAGGAAAAGCGCAUCAACAGUAAUGUUGACUUGGGAUUUGUACAGGAGGCGUAAUUUGAAUCUGAUAGUUUAACUUCAGAUAUUCAGUUCAGUAGUUCACAAUUAAUGGAGAUUAGUUUAUUAGUUUUACACACAAGCAGUGAUCUAUAUAUAGGAAAAUCAUAUAUGUAUGGAUUUUUCCCUCUUCCUUGGAAUUUGUGUUGCUAAAAUAUAAAAGGAAAAAUAACUUGGUCAUAAUACUGUAAUCUACUUGAAUUAGUUCCCCAUAAAGACAAGAUCUGAUAUCACAAAAAAGUACUGUUUGCCAGCAUUGAUAGCAGUGCAAUAUCUCUGCUAUACUUACUUUUAUAAUGAUGAAGUUUGAAUAACAGUAGUUUGAAAUGAACUGUUAUGGUACAGACUAAUAAGACUAAAUAUAUACACAUUUUUUUCUUCUGCCUACAAUGCAGAUCAUAUAUGCAAAAUACAGUAAAUCAUUCUGGGAAGCUCAGAUUUAGGUAUACACCUGAUUUUAUUACAUACUCUCCAUUUUUUCUUUCUUUAAAACAUGUUUACUAAUGAUAAGAUACAAAAGUCUUGUUUUUUUGUCCCCCUUUGAAAGGAACAGUAAUGCUAGUCAUCUGUAGCUUGGUAAUCACAAAGCAGUAAUACAAUUAUGUAAGUAGAGGCAUUUGUUGGUCUCUACAUAUAUGAACAGUUUUCUAUAAUCAGUUCAGUUAUAUUGAAUAUACAUACUUUAUCUAGAUAAUAAAGUAAUAUUGAAAUUUGUGAUUGUGGAUAAAGUUUUUGUUUUAUCAAAGUUUCUUUUGUAUUCUUGUGCAUAUGAAAAAUUCAAAGGCAGACUAAAUGAUAUUAUUGUUUAAAUAGAGCCAUUUUUUAAAUCAUAACAUUGUGAAAGUCUGAAGGAUAUAUCAAGUAAGUGCAACUGAUUACAUUUUCUUGAAUAUUCCAUUUGACUGAAAUGUCAAGAAGGCCAUCUGGGGAAUUAGCUUUUAUUUCAGUCCAGAAAUGGAAUAUUAAUUAACAAUUUAAAAGAGUUCAUGAGUCAGUGCACUCACUCCAAAAGAGUUCAUUUAAUUUUUGCCAUGCUUUAUUUUUGGUAUGGAUAUUUUCACUUCAUAGAACUGAAGGAAAAUUCAUCUGGAAAAUUGCAAAUAUGAGCACUGCAUUUUUAGUGGAGCAUGCAUUGUCAGCAGCAAAUUUUGCAUGUAAUUAGAGUGGAAAGGUAUGCCCACUUACAGAAUAUUUGAUGUGAACAUUUCUUGGUAUAGUAUGUUACUUAGAUAACUAGCCUUUUGAAAUUGACCCCAAAAAAUUUAUUGCUAGUGUUAUAUACAGGAUUUAUUCUUUUCUAACAUGAUUCUGCAUACCAUAAUUACAAUACUGUCUGUGUAUGUUCCUCAACCAGGAAAUUAAUAAAAGUUUUAAAAAUA
Penaeus monodon (black tiger shrimp) is the source of this 1953-nucleotide messenger RNA. It is a transcript of the gene Mzt1, whose product is annotated as mitotic-spindle organizing protein 1-like. Gene Ontology annotation, cellular component: centrosome; interphase microtubule organizing center; gamma-tubulin ring complex. NCBI's taxonomy places the organism in Eukaryota, Metazoa, Arthropoda, Malacostraca, Decapoda, Penaeidae. Gene Ontology annotation, biological process: mitotic spindle assembly; gamma-tubulin complex localization; microtubule nucleation by interphase microtubule organizing center. The record is from RefSeq and is a predicted model, not a curated record.